Messenger RNA from Coregonus clupeaformis (lake whitefish), 1677 nucleotides. RefSeq names its product gap junction alpha-6 protein-like. Gene Ontology annotation, cellular component: connexin complex. The record is from RefSeq and is a predicted model, not a curated record. The transcript has 2 exons. Bases 79 to 1134 code for a protein of 351 amino acids. Lineage: Eukaryota; Metazoa; Chordata; Actinopteri; Salmoniformes; Salmonidae. Gene Ontology annotation, biological process: cell communication.
CUUAACUACGGAGUAGGAGUACUGAGGAGAAGUCAACAAAGAGAACAACCCAACUUUACGACUGAAAGGUGACAGAGGAUGUCCAGGGCUGACUGGUCCUUCCUGGAGCACCUGUUGGAGGAAGGGCAGGAGUAUAGCACCGGGGUGGGCCGUGUCUGGGUCACUGUCCUCUUCCUGUUCCGCAUGCUGGUCCUGGGCACCGCCGCAGAGUCAGCCUGGGACGACGAACAGGACAACUUCGUCUGUAAUACCAGGCAACCUGGAUGUACCGCCGUGUGUUACGACAAAGCCUUCCCCAUAUCACAUUUCCGGUAUUUUGUCCUCCAGGUGAUUUUUGUUUCCACUCCGACAAUUUUUUAUUUUGGGUAUGUGGCAAUGAGGGCUGCGAAGGAGGAGGACAAGCAGGAGGAUGAGGAAGAGAGGACGGAGGAGGGUGGUGGUGAGGGAGGAGAGAGGGGAGGGGUAAAGGAGGAUGGGGAGAAGAAGAGGGAGGUGAAAAAGGAGCUAGAAGUAGAGGAGGAGAAAGGAGGGAAAGAGACUCCUCAGCUGAAGGGCCGUCUCCUCACUGCCUACGCCGCCAGCAUCCUCCUCAAGAUCCUCCUGGAGGUCGGCUUCAUCGUCGGACUAUGGUACCUCUACGGCUUCGUGGUCCCGGCCCGGUUCGAGUGCGUGCGGGACCCCUGUCCUCACACGGUGGACUGCUUCGUCUCCAGACCCACGGAGAAGACCAUCUUCACCAUCUACACCCAGGCCAUCGCUGGAGUCUCUCUCCUUCUCAACCUGGUAGAGCUCCUCCACCUCUUCCAGCUAGCCAUCACCCACCACCUGGAGAAACGCUAUGCCCAGGAGCAGUACACCUUUCCUGGCAUAGCCGGGGUCCGAGUCCGGCCUGGGGCUUCAGGGCUGGAGAUGGAGAUGCAGCGAGCUCCGCCUUACCAGGAGAAGGGCCAUCUGUAUUUACCCAUGGGCGAGGCCAGCUACGCCAAGCCCAGUGAGAGUCAUGUGGACCCGGUGUCGGGAGCAGGGAUGGAGCCUGGUGGUGACCUGCUCCCCAGUUAUCUGAAAUAUAUGGGGGCUAUGAGGACUACACACUCUUCAGGGAGAGCAACACGACACACAACACACACACAGUAACAAACACAGUAAGGGUGCCCAGAAGGGACACAGCCACAAACACACUAAGCACUAUGUAUGAGGAAAACAGAGACGUUUGGUUCUGUGACUAGGAAUGAGCCGUGUGCCCACUGAAGACGAAUACAGGUGCUUUAUGGGUUAAAUUUUUUGGAGGACCAAGAGAACAUGGACAAGAAUAAGAACAAAGGAUUGUACUGUAUAACACAUGCCCUGAAGGACAAUGUAGAGGAGAUGGAUUAGAUGUUGCCGAUUCAAAUGGAAAUGUGCUAAAGUCCUCAGGAACAUGAUAUAAAACAAAGAUCAUUGAGAAUGGAACACUGGAGAAUGGGAAACGAGGAAGAAUGGAACAGGAAAUGGUAUAAUUCAGCCAUUUUGACUUUAGUAAACCUUCUAUUCCGAUGGGAAUGGGAUGUGACAAUGGAAAAACUUGGCUUGCCCUCCACAAGGGAAAACAGCCUACAGGCCCCGACAGUGCAGUGGGGUCUUGUGAGAAAGAGUGGGGGUAAAUACACUACCAGUCAAAAGAUUGGACACACCUACUCA